Molecule: messenger RNA, 2579 nt
Organism: Centropristis striata (black sea bass)
Lineage: Eukaryota; Metazoa; Chordata; Actinopteri; Perciformes; Serranidae
Exons: 3
Coding region: 433-894 (153 amino acids)
Source: RefSeq, a predicted model, not a curated record
CUGCUGCUGCAGCCAGAUGGGAACCAAACAGUGCCCGGCCCACCACAUACGACAUCAUUAACUCCGCUCCUUCAGAUUUUUCGGUGCCGUAAUCAAGCCAACAACCCGGAUAUGCGUCUUUCUGCGGGGAGAAAACGCAAAGCGGCGGCAGAGGAGCUCAUAAUGAGAGAGGCGCGGCGGCGGGGGGCGCGGCGACACUCCGACUGAAGCGGAGAAGCUGGUUUUUAUUUUUUUUCUCAGAGUUCUUCGGGAAGCCAUACAGACAUCACGAGCAGAGUGAAAGUUGAUGAAGAGGAGGAAAGAGAUGGUUCAGCUUUCAGUCCACGCAUCUGCUGAGCAGCUCCUCACCGAGACUUCCGAUCAGACUGGCUGCCGCUGAGGUUCAGCUGUAUCUGGAAGAAGUGAAUUCCUAGAAGGCAGGGGGCUCCGGAGAUGCCGCUCCCCCAGGGCCUUCUGCUCUGCUUUGGCUUGCUGCUGAUGGUCAUUGGGGGGGUCAUGGCCCUGUGCUUGGCCCCGCAAUCUCACCCGCUGUUCUGGCUCGGACUGUUCUUGUGCCUGGGCGGCCUGGCCUUGCUGGUCGGUGGACUCUGCAUGGCAAUGAAGAAUCUCCAGGUGGCAGUGCCCGGACACUUCCUCCUUCACCCCCGCACGGGCACGCGCUUCAGCCCACAGCAGGCCCAGGCUAUACAAAGGAGAUUGGACCGAAUUCGCAGAGAGAUGUCGGAGGACUCAGUGAGCAGGGCCCCGGAGCCUGCAGCCUCCCUCCCAUCCACCCCUCCACCCUGGACCAUGGAGCCUCCUCCAUCCUACGACACAGUGAUGAAGAGCCAGGAGCACAGCGAGCAGUUUUAUUUUGUAGAGAUCGACCCCCCGCGUGGCCUCUGUGUCUUCUAAACGUGUGUGUUGUACUUGAUGGAUCACUACAACUCCUCCUCUCUCUACACUAAGGGGCCUUUCUUGAGACGAACAUUGUGUAACUUUUACUACGAGCUUAAAGGAUUCAUGUCAACAGUUUGGCUGCGAGCCUCCUGUAGACACCUAAUUAGGACAUUUUAUUGGCCUGCUUGAAUUUAUGUGACCUACUACUGUGUCUUCCCGGCACUCUUCUCCAAACAUGAUGAGAACUUUCCUCACAGUUCCUCUUUGUAUCUGCACUCUCUCCUGUCAUAACAUUGCUCAAGGAUCACUGACAGCUUACUACAAUGCAAAGUGCCUUAACCAGUGAAGGCAGAAUUUUAACAGCAAAGCUAUGUAUCCCGUGUUUGCAGAAAGUUAGUUCUGUGUUGUGAUGUUAAUAUAAACCUGAGGUAAUGAAUAGCUACUGAGCUCUCAGUGGGAGGUGGCACACUUACAAACAAUGGAUUGUUUAUUUAAAAGAGGGAAACCCCAGAAAGGCGAAGAAGACUUAUUUAAAGGUCCCAUAUUGUAAAAAGUGAGAUUUGCAUGUCUUUUUCUAUUAUAAAGCAGUUCUGGGUGCUAUACAAAUACUGUGAAAGUAUUAAAAUGCUUAAUCCCAAAGAAAUGCACACAGCCAGUAUUCCAAAAACUGUGCCUUUAAAUAAGCUGUCAGGACUUCUACCUUUACUAUAUAUAGGUAGAGAGUGCCGUUACAGUAAUUCCCAGCUGCAAUGAUGGUGCAGAUAUGGUGUGUGCAGACGCAGAAGCACUGACCAAUCAGACCAGACUGCUUUUUCGGCAGGGGGCCUUAAAGAGACAGGCGCCAAAACAGAGCGUCUCAGACAGAGGGUAAAUACAGACGUAUAAAGUUGUAUAAAAUAAUGUGUUUUUUUUUACAUUAAAGCACGUAAACAUGUUGUAGCAGAAACCCCACCUCAUAGUUGCUCGAAUGGCAGCCCAAAGGCCAGAAAAAGUUUGUGCGGAACCCGAAUGUGACAUGAAAUUCAUGCAUUUAACUACUACUACUGUUAGGUAAAGUGAGAGAUUUUGGGGGACAACUCACGACUAUAUUCCUUCUGUGCAGCCUUCAAUCAUAUGCUGGCACAAAAUAUUUUUGAACACCCCUUCCCUUAAUACAAGUUUGACUCUGAAAACAAGCAUAGUCAAGUCCAAGCCAAGCAGGAUAAACAUUCAGUCAGCUCAACACUGCUCGGAAGCUUAGUUGAGAGUCUCCUUUUAGCCAGCAGCUUGUGGCAAGGUGACCUAUCAGGUACACACACACACACACACACACACACACACACCUGCAAUUUUACACCCGACCUGAGCAGGCUGUCUGCAGGCUGUAAUAACCAGCUGAGUGGAACUCUAACUGUGCUUCCUCCACCCUCACCUUCCAAGCCCUGAACAACACCAAACCUUUACUUUACGACAGGUGCUUUAUUUUUAAAGUUGACACGAAUAAGAGCUUCAUUAGCUUCAGAAGUUGUUGCAACAAUGGCUGAAGGGAAGAAGCUACAUUGAUGAGUGCUGAUAGCGACGGGGCUUUGUGGCAGCAGCAGUCGACCUCUUCAUCAUGACACAGGAGAAACCUAUCUAUGCUGCAAUUGGCACUCUGCUCAUUUUUAUGAUAUGUUCCAGGGUUGUGUGGAAGGUCUUCCAUCACUACAGACUGUGCGUGU